AUGUGCUCAUCAAGAUCUAAAGCAGAGGUGGAUCUGAAGAACAAAGACGAAGACUUGUCAAUUGCCAUUGGCAAGGGUUCGAAGAAGGAAGAUGAAGAUUUAAAGAUAGAGAUGAGUUUCCAUCGUAGCACCCUCAAUUUUGCCUCUUUCCACCUUCAUUACCAUCGCAAGAAUGAAGGGGAGGGCGAUGUUGAUAUAGUGGUGUAUGUGCGUUUGAGAAGUGGAAAGAAUUAUGACAACAAGAACCAAUUUCCAAAGUUUGAUGUUUACCUGGGGGUCAAUUUUUGGACCACAAUUGAAUUGGGUGCAAAGAAUUUCGCAUAUGUGGAGGUAACAAUCCAAGAGGUUACCAACGACAUGGUACACAAGUGGAAGGGCGAUACGUACGAUCGCUUGUGGCGCAUGGAUGAUGAUUCUGAUUGGGAUCUUCCUUCUGGCCAAAAGAGGAUUAUAAAUAUCACUUUUGAUGAUGAUGAUGAAAAUUCCCUCUCUCAAGAACUGACUCUUAAAUACUUGAAAGCUGUCACCCUAAUUUCCAGCAACGUAACUACAACUAAUGUUAGCUUCACAGUUAGAGCAAGAGUUGAUUCUUCUGCUCCUCCUAUUCUCAAUGCCUUUGAGAUUUUCAAAGUCUUCCCAGAACCAAAUUCCCCUACAGACAUACAAGAUGUUAAUGCCUUCAUGGAGAUCAAACGCACUUAUGGGAUCUCCAAAAUCAGUUGGCAAGGGGACCCAUGUUUGCCAUCUAAGUUUGCACGGGAAGUUGUGAGAUGCAACUCUGGCAGCAAUACAAGAAUCGUUGCAUUUGACGGGACUGGAAACAAACUCGCAGGAUCAAUUCCCAAGGCUUUGAGGGAAAAUGCUAGUUUGCAACUCAGUGUAGCUAACAAUCCAGGGCUCUGCGAGUUAGAUUCAUGCGACAAAGAACGCAGCAAGUUUGUAAUUCCUCUCGUUACAUCAAUUGCAGUUUUUGUCCUAAUUGCCAUUCUUUCUUUGAUUAUUUGGAGAUUCAUGAGAAAGAAAAUACAAGGAGGUUUGUCUUCCAAAUCCCUCAAGAUGGAAAUUCUAAAACAGAAGGGUCGAGAAUUUUCUUACUUACAAGUAAUUCGUAUCACCGACAACUUCAAAACUUUUAUUGGAGAAGGAGACUUCAUGAAAGUUCACCUUGUUACUUUAGAAAAUGAUUCUGAAGUUGCAGUAAAAGUACUUUCCCCAUCAUCAAAACAAGGAUACAUGGAACUUCAAUUGGAGAUUCCCCUUAAAAGUCGUUUGCUUUGGUUCUAA
Molecule: messenger RNA, 1284 nt
Organism: Neltuma alba
Lineage: Eukaryota; Viridiplantae; Streptophyta; Magnoliopsida; Fabales; Fabaceae
Product: putative leucine-rich repeat receptor-like protein kinase At2g19210
Exons: 8
Coding region: 1-1284 (427 amino acids)
Source: RefSeq, a predicted model, not a curated record